This is a messenger RNA of Spirometra erinaceieuropaei, 4338 nucleotides long. The record is from the annotation of a GenBank genome assembly. Lineage: Eukaryota; Metazoa; Platyhelminthes; Cestoda; Diphyllobothriidea; Diphyllobothriidae.
AUGAAACAGGAACUGGAGGAGUUGGAAAGAAAACAACGUCGUCGAAUGGCUGCUCUUCAGAAAGCCGAAGAGGAGCAGCGACUAAGAGAGGUGGCGGAACGUGAAGAACAGCUAGCCAGGGAACGCCAAGCGCGUCAGGAGCAAGAGAGGUUAGUUUAUUAAUUUGCGCGUACAUUGCUACUUUUGUUAAGUACGUAGUAUUAAUUAAAGACUAUAAAUAACCUCGAGCGUUAUGUGCCUCGCGCCACCGCCGCCGCCGGGAUAUUGAGUCCAGCCAUGCAUGAAAGAAGACUCAUUGAGCUUCUGUGUUCGAUAGCAAUAAAAUAAGUAUAAGUUAACUUGUAAGAGUGGGACUGGUUCGUUUCCAAAACACCACCAAAUGACCAUAUUUCUGAGCGUUGGAAGUACAUUAUCUAAGUAACUUUAGAAAGACAACUGUGGUCGCGACAAAUCUGAGAAGCGCCUAUAGUCGUAGUGCGCUUAUCCGAGCUUUUCCCUGAUAACUGAAAUAAAUGCCAUUGUUGAAUGGCUCUAGUAAUUAGUUUACGUCUGGCGGAAAUGCGAACGUUGAUAAGGAAGUAGUGUAAGCAUCUAACCAACUCCUACAGACGAUUCUAUAACAAAGUCAGUUAGGACCGCAUGCAUUACACAAAAAUGGAAAUCCGGACUGAUCCCUGGUUUAUCAUAGACCAACAUAAAUCAGUUUUUUUGUCGCCAACUGCGUUAGCUUAAGUUGGCCCAGGUAAAAUUUUACAUAUUCGAAAAAUGCAUAUGAAGAAUUCGCCUGAGAAAGCGAGCUCAGAAUACUAAUAGUGAGUGGCACCUUCAGAUGUUGUUUAAAUUAACUCCAACUUUUUGUUUCAAACGUAAAACUAGGAUCGCUUGUUCAGAUGCGGACAGCAGCUGCUUUUUAAGAAGUAUGUGCUUCUGUUUAAAACAACCCUAUCCUUUACGACCGACUUAAGGCUAGGUGCGAUCACAUUUCCUGCCACCGAUCGACAGUACUUUAUUUAUGCUUACUGGACUGUUCCGAAUGGAUUCAAUGUCCAGGAGCAUCUCCUUCUGCCUCAGCCGAGAAGUGUAUCUAAUCAAUUCAGACAACAGAUGCCGAAAAGAAAAUUUAAAACAGCAUGUUUAACUGUCCGAUGUCAAAGAUGGUUAAUAUUAGUGAUUACGAAACAAAUGAAGUCUGGAACUGCCUUUGGUAAUAACGACAGAUGACAGAAUUACAUAGCAGCCGCUCAAGUUCAUGCUUUAGGGAGACAUAAAGUAGGUGCGCUAACUCAUUAGGUGUUAACCGAAAUUCAGAAAUGCAUUCUUGUUUUAAAAAGAUUGGUUAAGCAGGAUUGUAAAAAUAAUCAUCCUGCAGCGCAAUUCUAUAAUAAUUAAGUUACCCCUGGAAGCCGGUUUUCGAAAGAACUUCUUCCGGGCCGCGUGCAAAAAGUCACACUGUGAAGAAUGAUUGCAUAAGUAGCAUUAGUUUUUCUCAUUGAUUUUUCAUGCCCUUGAAAGUUUAACUAUUUUUCAUUCUUUUACUCAUUUAGUGGAGAGUGACGUCUUCUUCCUAUUUUAUCCUCGAAGGAAGGGUAUAAUUAGGUUUUAAAAAGUUUCCAACUGUGAGAUUUUGUAAUACCGUGAAGUAUUUGACAGGCAGCAGACAUCCACGUUGUACUGAUAAAGGCUGCGUGUGGUCAGACUGCGGGCACCAGGGUCCAGGAACGUUCGCACAUUCCAGCAUCCAAUACCGGGUGUCCGUCCACGAUUGAGUAGUCCAGCUCGCAUACUAUUCGCCCGCACCACUGGACCACGGUUGCGGAGCGCGUCGGUUCCCGAGGACGCCGUAGCAUGGGUCGUAAUACUGCGAUCGGACAUAUUUCAUGAGGUUUCUUGGGAAUUUCGAAUACGGGCGGGUCCCCAACAGCCGCUCGGAUUGUUAGUUCGAGGUUGUCUCCUCUAGCGCUUUGGCUUAAAAACCUACCCACAAGGCAGCGGUGGCAAGUAAAUUUAUUUAAUGGCGGUUUACGGUCGCCAUGUCACGAUGCCGUCAUUGGGUUUUGCGGAUUUUUAUAAGGCUUUCAGCGUGCAAGACCUCAGCCCAUCGCACCCUGAUGGCAAUGUCGUUGCUGGUCCGCGACUGCUUAUUCGUCAGACCUGGGUCUGCUUUUUUCGCAGCUAACCUUCACUGAAGGUCGUCCCACUAUCCGCCACCUGUGGACGCGCCGGGUAGCCAGCAGUUAGGCUUACGGGCAACCCGUCUUCCCGGGUGAAGGAGCCGUUCGUCGAAUAUCUUGUCUCUGCACUUACUAGUGAGGUUCGAAUCCACUGCUAAAUAGGCAGAAUGAUAUUACCGACAAAGACAAGGGAGACUGGAAUGGCUAUUUCUGGCUUAUUAGCCGUCGUCAGCCAGCCAUACCCAAGCCCGAAGUGUGGAACACCCGAGCCUCGAACUCGCGACCUGUUGGGUUAGAAGUCAACGCCUCUACUCACCGGGCCACGAGCCUGCUAAAUUUCAUGAGUCCCAUAUACUCUCCUCUUAAUAUUGUAGAGAAAUGUAUGAUAUUCCUUGCGUAGAAAAUAUACGGCUUGCAGCUUGGAAAACCUGAAUGCAAGUGAAACGGCAGGUCGUGAACAAAAUUAUUCGAUAUUUGGAAACGUUUUUGAAAACAGAGUUAUGUCCUUCCUCUUUCUCUCGUCAACCAGUCAACCCGAAGUGUGUAACACUCGAGGCUCGGACUCGCGACCUGUUAGUUAGAAGUCCACACCUCUAAUCACUGGGCCACUAACCACUGUCGGUAAUAACAUACUGCCUAUAUAAUGCGUCGCUGUGAGGCUGCUGGCUGGGCUCGAAAGAGAGCCCGUAAGGCACAACGGAACGAGUGAGUUCCGUAAGAACGAUCGGUGAGCGUCCCCUACCAUUGUUCAUUCCCGACAAAACGCCGGAUCGGAAGUCAAUGGACUACGCUUUCUCUUCCCUCUCUUAUACUCUAAAGACUUGUCCGAUCCAAAUGUCAGAGAAAAAAUCAGAAGCAGUUGUUGCCCUGCCAUUAACUAAACUUCUAUCGCGUUUCCUACAAUGACCUAAUCCUUUAGAAUUGAGAGAUGCCAUGAAGGCCACGCUGAGGAGGAGUUUUUGUGUUCUGAUCCUCUUUCCAACAUAAGUUCGAAUUAUCCCUUUAACUGACAGUCUUCUAGGCCGCGACUGUUAACAUGUAUUUUCCACCAAAUUGAAUUUAUGGGAGUGAGGACAGCUGGACACCCCAGGACAUAAACCACGAUCGCUUGUUUUGCUCAUGUAUAUACAUUUCCAAACCUGUCAGUCGACUGGUAUUGAUCUUCGGCUCAUUGACCCAGGUUUCCUGCAAGUUUUAUGGUUUCGUCUUAUUACUUCACUCGGAUAGAGCCUCGCUCAAUCCUGACGAAACGGAAUUAUCCCGCAUAUCGUUGUCUGUCAACGUCUGGGUCAUUUUAAGAAAUAGCUAGCUCAGUGCUGGGGAGCAUAGAAUUAUCACGCUAGACCACAACUCUUAACACACCGUUUUAGUUUCAAUCAUGUCGGAGUCAUUAUAAUGAGGGGUGCUCUAAUGUGCGCGCUAGAGCUGGAUUCUCCAAUUUCGGUCGCAUUCUCGUCCCUCUUCCGAACCUGAUGAUGAGAUUAGCCGCGGUGAGUGGCACAGUUUGAAGGCACAGGUCCAGGGUGUCACAUCCAUGUACGACAGUAGUUAAGCCCUCACGCAAGCCCAUCACAGCCUGAGAAACUCGUGCUGUAAGCCAGCGUGGACCCAAUUUAGGUCCAGCACGCCUUCAGGACAGUCCGUUAUAGGGCAUUCAGCACUGAAUUACUUUAAGUUCCCGCCCCAUUUAGGGGUCUGGUGCAUGCAACGUUUUGACGAGUGUUUUGCUCAGUUUUGCCUAUCCAUCUGAGCUACGUUUUCCACACGUCCAUUUCCAUCCCCUCCAAGGAGAGCGCUGGACUUGCAAGCUGAGUUGGACAGAGCGACCGCAGCGCUAGAGAAGGCGAAGAGAGACUUGGAGGAGGCCCGUGCUGAGUGGGCCAAAAUGAUGUCCGACAAGGAAGCGCAGCUGGAGGAAUCCAAACAGCGACUCAUCGACCUCGCCAACUCCACGGCCGGUGACCAGGCUGCCCUCGACGCUGAACGCCAGCGUCUGCAGGACGACAUUCGACGUAUGCAGGCGGAGAUGGCGCAGCUGAUGCGUGAGUGGGAGGCCAAGGAGGCGGACUUGCUACGACAACGCGAUGAGGCUCUGAAGAAGCAGGUCGAAGUCAAGAAGGUUCUCACUAGUGAGAUUGGUGUGGGUGUUCGUAUGCUUAGUCUGUGA